Molecule: messenger RNA, 4691 nt
Organism: Corythoichthys intestinalis (scribbled pipefish)
Lineage: Eukaryota; Metazoa; Chordata; Actinopteri; Syngnathiformes; Syngnathidae
Gene: ralgps2
Product: Ral GEF with PH domain and SH3 binding motif 2
Exons: 21
Coding region: 346-2106 (586 amino acids)
Biological process (GO): Ras protein signal transduction; positive regulation of GTPase activity
Cellular component (GO): plasma membrane
Molecular function (GO): guanyl-nucleotide exchange factor activity
Source: RefSeq, a predicted model, not a curated record
UCUGUACUUCUCAUUCAAAACAGAACACAGCUGUUGAGGGCGCUCCGCCCGCCCGCGUAUUCCUCUCUUGACUGUCCUCGACUACUGCCUUUAACCACCACCCUAAUACUGUCUCAUGAACCCGCUGGAAUACCAUACAGAAAGAAUUUCCAGGACCUUUGAUACUCUGUUUCAACUUCCAGCUGGCAGGCACGACGUGACAGGCCAAGAAAGCAACACACGGCGAGAGACUGAACUCACCUCUGAAACCAUGCUCAUCUGACACACAACCGAGCAGGGCGGGCUUUUGCUGCAGCGGAGCAUGAUGAACGGCAGUCUUCUGCGCUAGAGCUGCAUGCUGUGGGAAUGAUGGACUUCCCCAAUGGCCAAUUAAGCCUCGCCCCUAUUGCUGCCACUAUCUCUGAGAGGAGCAGCAGCUCAGAGUCUCUUAGUGACAAGGGCUCCUCCGAGCUGAAGAAGAGCUUUGAUGCGGUUGUCUUCGACGUGCUGAAGGUCACACCAGAAGAAUAUGCUGGCCAGAUUACGCUUAUGGAUGCUCCAGUGUUCAAAGCCAUCCAGCCAGAGGAGCUGUCAAGUUGCGGUUGGAACAAGAAGGAAAAACACAGCUCGGCUCCCAAUGUUGUUGCUUUUACUCGGCGGUUCAACCAGACAAGUUUCUGGGUGGUUCGGGAGAUCCUCCAUGCGCAAACGCUGAAGAUCAGAGCCGAGGUGCUGAGUCUAUACAUACGCACCGCCAAGAAAUUGUGCGAAAUAAACAACCUCCACGCCGUCAUGGCAGUGGUGUCGGGUUUGCAGAGCGCUCCCAUCUUCCGGCUCACCAAAACAUGGGCGUUACUGAGCCGCAAGGACAAGGCCACAUUUGACCGUCUUGACUUCUUGAUGUCAAAAGAGGACAAUUACAAGCGGCUACGGGACUACAUUAGCAGCCAGAGCAUGGUGUCAUGUAUACCAUACCUAGGGAUGUACCUCUCUGAUCUGACCUACGUGGACUCAGCCUACCCAUCCACGGGCAGCAUCCUGGAGAAUGAGCAGCGGUCCAACCUGAUGAAUAACAUUCUCAGAAUUAUAUCAGAUCUGCAGAGAUCUUGUACAUACGAUAUUCCUCUUUUACAUCACGUACAAAAGUAUCUCAACUCUGUCAGAUACAUCGAGGAGCUGCAGAAGUUUGUGGAGGAUGACAAUUACAAGUUGUCACAAAGGAUCGAGCCUGGAACCAGCACGCCGCGAGCUAAUGCCUCCAAGGAGGAUCUUGCGGGCCAGGAGGCGUCUGCAUCUCCUUUAUGCGGCCGUAAAUGUUCGAUGGCGGCCGACGGCGCUAAAGUCCCAGCCACACCGCCCUCUCCAAGGAACCUGCUGCCAUACGGACACCGCAAGUGUCACAGUCUGGGCUACAAUUUCAUCCACAAGAUGAAUACGGUGGAGUUCAAGAGCGCCACCUUCCCCAAUGCCGGUUCUCGCCACCUGCUUGACGACAGUGUAAUGGAGAGCAACAGUCCCACUCGGGGCCAAGCCGAGAGCUCCACAUUGUCUAGCGGCAUUUCACUGGGAAGCAGCGACGGCUCAGAACUCAGCGAGGAAGUAACGUGGCCAGCUUUCGAGAGGACUCGGUUCUAUCACUCUCUGGGCCCAGUGACCCGCGUGGCCCGCAUCCCCUACCGAGGAGUCCUGAGGCCCAGCAGCUCUGCCGAGUCUGAGGAAUUGGCGGUUCAUUUGUAUCCCGGAGCGGUGACGGUGCAGGGGGUGCUGAGGCGGAAAACUGUACUCAAGGAAGGCAAGAAACCAACGGUGGCGUCCUGGACCAAAUACUGGGUGGCUCUUUGCAGUACCCAACUUUACUUCUAUCCUGUCAAGUCCUUGAAGGCUACAGAGAGAAAACAUUUCAAGUCAAAGUCCAGUAAGAGCGUGUGCGUGGUGGGUCUGAUGGCGAUGAUGGCGGACGAUCCAGAGCAUCCGGAUGUCUUCAUGUUGACCGACUCGGAGCACGGUAACACCUACAAGUACCAAGCAGGCAACAGGAUGAACGCCUUGCUGUGGUUUAAACAUCUGAGUGCUGCGUGUCAGAGCAACAGACAACAGGUGCCAGCUAAUCUGAUGUCAUUUGAGUGAGCGGCCCAAGGAGGCGGUGGAGCUUUUUAACGCACCGCUUGGAAGCUUUCACUGCCCGAUAAACCCAUCACCGCCCCCUGCUGGUCUCAUUGCAGGCUCACCUGUCACCACUGCCUUAACAGAGAACCCUAUUUGUGUGUUUGUGUGCACGUGGACAAACAAUCUUCGACUACUGAACAAGGAAGCGCACCACUGCUCUCGUGUCCGAUUGAGUGAUUGGACUCGUCAUCAAUCAGACGGAGCUCGUUCUCUCCUUUUAUUUUUAUGUUUUUUUUUUCUUUUGAUGUACAGUUUUCUUUUUAUGAGCUCUCUGCAAAUGAGGAGGCAUUCAUAGGACUCACUUUGGGGCCAUUUAAAACAUUUCGGGGUUCUGGCCCACACUUUUGCUGAGGAAAUAGAGUUCUAAAAAAAAGGGCUCCACUAAUUGGUUGCGUUGUGAAUGUUUUUAUUACAAGCCCCGCCACCGUCUUCUUUUGUUUUUGUAUAGUGUUUUGUAUAUAAAAUGUGUUUGUGGGGAGGCCCAUUUGUCAUACCAACCAGGUACGAUAUUCCAAAAAUGGAAUGGCGCUUGGAUGCAUCCUCCUUUUUGUAACAGCUUUGGGUUGGCAACAAAACAAGCAGACUGUGAAGCAGAUAGUCUGUGAUGUGGACGUUAAAGCGACCUGGAGCUCUGCACAAAGUAGUCUUUCUUUCCUUUUUUUUAUAUUUACAAAAAAGUACAAAGUGUUUUCUUUUUUAGGGAGCGUCAGUGCAGUUGACACAGUAUUAUCACGCAGUAGAUUGAUUGCACAUUGUGUGUCUGUUACAUUGAAACUGUUACAUUUGUUGUUGUUCUGGAAGUAGACCACGUGCUAUCCGAGUUUGGAUAUGAAUUACUUGAACUUUUUUUUUUUUUUUAAACCACAAAAAGUUGGAAAAAAAAUAACUUGUAAAAAGUUGGAUCUCAAAAAUAUUCAUUCACAGUCAACAUCUUUAAAAAAAAAAAAAAAUCCUAAUUAUAAUGUAUUAUCUCCCCAAAAAAUGAAAAACACAAUUUAGCUUUGUUUAAAAAAAAGUUAUUGAUUUGAAAGCCUGUGAAGUUGGAAUGCUUACUUUUUUUUACCAUCAAAAUGUUCCUUUAAAAAGUCAUUUUAAAAAUCUCAGGUAAAAAAAAAUACAAAUUCAACAAAAUUCUGAAUCUUAAUGUUUUGUGUAAAAAAUAGGUUUAAUUCAAUUGUUUUAGAUCCAUAUCGUAUGCAAAGUAAAGUUUUUUUUCAGUUUUGCGCUGCAUUUUCUGAAGUCAACAUCUUGGAAAUCAGAGAAAUAUAAAAUUUAGAUGAAAUUUUCUUUUCAACAUUGAAUUUUUGCAAAUAUAUCUUUUUUUGUGAAAUAUUUUGAUGGUAAAAAGAUCAUUCUGUCAGGAUCCCCCCCCUCCCCCCCAAACUCAUAAAUUCAAUCCAACUCAGCUGGCACAGAUCUACCUCGUGUUCUUUUCCUCCUUUGUGUUAUAGGCGCCUUUUUAAUGACACACCCCCGCCUCUAGAUUUCAGCAUUGGUGUCCUCACUUUGCCAGUGUUGCACCCAAAGUGGGGAAAAAAAGGUAUUGCGCGCAUUUGGCUGUUUAUUCCUGAAACGGAUGUUUACAUGUGUGCGUUUACAUCACGGUGAGCUCCCACUAAUGGCGCUUCACACACUCCCUUUCUUGGCCCUAACUAUAUUAACAGACUUCCUCGCACAAGUCAGGCGAUCCUGUGGAGAAAUGAAUGAAGAAACCAAAGCCAGGCUCGGCAGAUACCUGCACACCUGUACGUAAUGCAUAUAUAGAUAUAUAUUUUUGAAAGGUCCUAACUUGAGCCACUAGUAGCUGUGACACAAUCAUCUGCGUGGUGACUUGAAGGCAUCUAAAAAGAGGCUGUGAAUGAAAUUUAGGGGCCACACAAACACCAUUUUGGGGGAUGAUUGAACACCAGAUAUCAAUGCAUUUGAAAUGACCUAGAGGGCAGCAUGUUUCAGUUAAUUCAUGAGCUACUGUUGAUUGCACUGCGUCCAAUCCGUUUGGACUGGGAGGAUAUGGAAGUGAUUUAGUGAUGUUUCUUUAAAUAGUUAUUGAAUCAAUCAAAUUAAAAAAUCUUAAAAUGGAAUUUAAAGAAAAAAAGGCUCCAACCUGCCCUCUCAGUUGAAAUGGAUUGGACGUAUAUGUCCGUCAAUGAGUUAGAGACUAAAUUGACCUGCGUUUUAGUGGUUGUCUGUGUGCUGCCAUUGACUGGUGAACAGUCCAAUGUGAACAACUCUCACUAAAAGUGUCAGCUAGAAUAGACUCCAGUUUAAAAAUUCUUCUCACGCUUAUUCAGUUUACAGUGGACCCCCACAUCCCCUCCUGUAUUGAUGUGUUUGAAUACAUGAUUUGGUCAUUGUCUCUAUGCUGUGAAUGAAGCCUACCCUCUGAGCGUUUUUGCCGUCCACAACCAGACGAAAAGGUGGCGAAGCUGAUGUGUGUGUGUGUGAGUGCAUGUGUUUGUGGAGCGCCGUGACCUCACUGCCGAGUGAUGUGCUCCCAUGUGUGAACACUGAGAACCAAUAAACACUCUGCCCUGUUUUUUACUCCA